Tarenaya hassleriana is the source of this 1461-nucleotide messenger RNA. RefSeq names its product ferredoxin--NADP reductase, leaf isozyme 1, chloroplastic. The coding region runs from base 141 to 1238 and encodes 365 amino acids. Lineage: Eukaryota; Viridiplantae; Streptophyta; Magnoliopsida; Brassicales; Cleomaceae. The transcript is spliced from 9 exons. The record is from RefSeq and is a predicted model, not a curated record. Gene Ontology annotation, molecular function: oxidoreductase activity.
UUAUUAGCCUUCUCCACCGUAGAGGCCUCUCUUCUGAGUUCCCGCAUUGUCAAGAGUGAAGGAAAAGGGCCCUUUGGCAUUCUCCUUCUCCUUCUCCUUCUCCUUCUUCUGAAAACAUAAUAUAAUACAUCAAGGCGAACAUGGCGUCUGCCAUAAGUACUGCUGUCUCUUUCCCUUCCUCCAACUCCACUUCUCUCUCCGCCAAGGCCUCCUUUCUCUCCCCCGAUAGAAUUUUCCUCAGGAAGGGUACUCUUUGUUACAGAGACGCUUGUGUUGGGGGCAGAGUGGUGUCAGUGAGGGCGCAGGUGACAACAGAGGUGACAGAAGCGCCUGUGAAGGUUGAGAAGGAAUCGAAGAAGCAGGAAGAAGGGAUUGUCGUGAACAAGUUCAAGCCCAAGAACCCUUACACUGGUCGAUGCCUCUUGAACGUCAGACUCACCGGCGACGAUGCUCCCGGUGAAACUUGGCACAUUGUCUUCAGCACCGAAGGUGAGGUUCCGUACAGAGAAGGGCAAUCGAUUGGUGUAAUUCCAGAUGGGAUAGACAAGAACGGGAAGCCUCACAAGCUGAGGUUAUACUCAAUUGCCAGCAGCGCCAUUGGUGAUUUUGGAGACUCCAAGACUGUUUCUCUCUGCGUUAAAAGACUUGUUUACACCAACGAGAAUGGGGAGCUGGUCAAGGGGGUCUGUUCAAAUUUCUUGUGUGACCUGAAACCGGGAGCUGAAGCCAAGAUCACAGGACCUGUUGGGAAGGAAAUGCUUAUGCCAAAAGAUCCAAAUGCCACCGUCAUCAUGCUUGCAACAGGAACUGGAAUCGCUCCAUUCAGAUCGUUCUUGUGGAAAAAGUUCUUUGAGGAGCACGAGGACUACAAGUUCAAUGGUCUGGCAUGGUUGUUCUUGGGGGUCCCGACAAGUAGCUCACUGCUCUACAAAGAGGAGUUUGAGAGGAUGAAGGAGAAAAACCCAGAAAACUUCAGGCUGGACUUUGCAGUAAGCAGAGAGCAAACGAACGAAAAGGGAGAGAAAAUGUACAUACAGACGCGUAUGGCUCAGUACGCAGAUGAGCUCUGGGAGUUACUGAAGAAGGACAACACCUUUGUCUACAUGUGUGGGCUCAAGGGAAUGGAGAAGGGUAUUGAUGACAUAAUGGUCUCGCUUGCUGCCCGAGACGGGAUCGAUUGGUUGGAUUACAAGAAGCAGUUGAAGAAGAACGAGCAGUGGAACGUUGAAGUCUACUGAGGUAGCUUUGGACACACGUACUGUCUUGACGAAUUCUCGACGUCUUUGUGUAGAUAAAGCCGAUGUUUUGAGGGGUUUCCCUCUUUCUGCUUCUCGCUUCAUCGCUUGUUCUUGAAGGAUUCAUAUAUAUGCCACUUGUGUAGCUUCUUAAGUUCGAGAGUUCAUUCAUAGUCUCAACGAUCACUCGAGAGCUUAAUAAACUUGUGCCGUUUUCCCAUUCGCA